This is a messenger RNA of Trypanosoma grayi, 8445 nucleotides long. RefSeq names its product putative phosphatidylinositol 3-kinase. Lineage: Eukaryota; Euglenozoa; Kinetoplastea; Trypanosomatida; Trypanosomatidae. The transcript has a single exon. Gene Ontology annotation, cellular component: TORC1 complex; nucleus; TORC2 complex. Gene Ontology annotation, molecular function: protein serine/threonine kinase activity; protein binding. Bases 1 to 8445 code for a protein of 2814 amino acids. The record is from RefSeq and is a predicted model, not a curated record. Gene Ontology annotation, biological process: TOR signaling; negative regulation of macroautophagy.
AUGUACACUGCGCUGCGCCGCCCGCCUUCAACAGGGCUUAACGGCGCUGGCGCCCCUGCCACCGCCGCUGCUGCUGCUGCCACUCCUGCCACGACUUCUUCUACUACUGUGGCGGCAGCCGGUUCCGCUGCUGGUGUUGGUGGGGGUGACGGCGGCGGCGGCGGCGGUGGUGGUAGGCGUGGCGCCGUAAAGAGUCCGAUGCCGGAGGUCGCCAAUGGUGGGUACGUGCCCUUGUCGUCCAACGUCAUGGUGGGCGCCACUGACGCGGGUGACGAGGAGGUAAAGCAGCUGCUGAAGGAGCUCGAGUGUUCGAUGGGCGGCCCGCACGCAGAGGCGGUAAUGCGUGAUGCGGUGUGGGCCAUUGAGCGUCGCGCCCUCGCGAGCUGUGACCCACUGAGCCGAGACCUCCUCCUCGAGCAAAGCAUUCGCGAUGCCCUUUCCGAGCUCUCGCGGUCUUCGAAUCCCAAACUUCUCUUGCUCGCCGUAGACUUCAUCGACGCCCUCCUCGUGGUGCCGUACACCAAUCCGCAGCAGAAGUUCACACGUCUGUGCCGCAGUCUCUUCAUUGUGCUUCACUGUGGAAUAGAGAAGCCCGCAAAGGAGGCAAAGCGUGUACUGAAGCGUAUGCUCGCGAUGGAUCUUCACUUCAGUCCCUUCGACCCCCCACUCAAGUCCUUCAUCACAAAGGAGCUGAAGGACAAUUGUGAGCUCGCCCUCAUCCAGCUUCAUGGUCGCGCGCAGCAAACGAAGGCGCCAUUCGUGGCGCAGUUCCUUGCUGUCAUGCUCGCGCUCGAUGCGACUGCAGAGGUGAACCCGCGCUACAUGUCUGGACAGCUGCGCCCGCACGCGGUGCAGCUUGCGACAGCACUUGCAGGCUCCUCCGAUGAAGUGCUGCGCCGCGCCGCGUACGACUGUUUGGUGGCGAUAUUUAGUCACACGAGUGCUAUGCGGCACAAAGAGGUGCUGCUGGAGAGCCGGCGCGUUUUGGAUGACGCGAUUCGCUCCCUCAACACAAGUCACAACAACGAGAGUAGUAUCAUCUCUACCAUGCAGUCGCUGCGCGCGCUCAUUAUUAGCCGCGGUGUGCAUUGCAUGGAGAAGCAGGUGCAGAUUUUACCGCAGUUGUGUGUACUCGUGACGGAGCAGCACCGUGUCUCCAAGUCUCAGGCGGUGCGGAUUGCAGUCUGUAAUCUCGUUCCGGUGAUUGCGGAGACCGACAUUCUCUCAGCGGCGCGGCGUACCACGUACUGUGCCAUCAUCAUGGAACCCGUCAAGAAUGUUCGUGAUGAAAAGAAUAAGGAUUUGGAGCUGCACAACGUUGCCACAUUCAUCAAAAAUGUUGGCUACGAGGUUUUGGAUCCCACUAAUCGAACGAACCUUGAUUCCAUCCUGUUGCGCUACAUCACACGGCGGGAGACGCAAGAAGAGUGCUGGCAUCUCUUGGCGGCUAUCUGCAGUAACCCGACUCGGGCAAGCUGGCGGCGGGGGCAGAUGGGAAAUCGAUCAACAUGGUCUAUUGCUAGCUUCUCGGCAAGUAGGGGCGAGGUACCGCUGCCAGUAGAGAGUAGUCCGUCCAAUCAGAACUCUCCUUGGGUCGAGAGCGUAGCGCCGAAUUCGAUAACCAAUGGAAUAUCCAGUGGUGCUAACAAGCAGCAGGUGCUCAUGCAGCACAUGGAUACUUUGGUGCGCCGCUGCAUUCCGCACUUAGCAAAUGCCGUGCUUUCUGCGGAGCUCGUCCAGUACGUGGGGUUAGUGGGGGAGCAUAUUCCCUCCGUGAGCGCGGAGCUUCAAGCUGCCCUUGAAACCCUUGUCGACCGCAAACUAAAGGACGAAGUUCGAGACCCCAAGAGAACAGAGGGGGAAUCCGGUGUGACGCAUUCGUUACGCGAGGGAUACGGCUCUUCCAUGGUGGGCACAUCCCAGUUGGGGCUGCAGCAAGACACAGCGCAGGCUUCAACCUUCAGCGGUGCCAACAGCGCGGUGGGACGGCUGGCGCAGUACUUCCUUCCGCCAGCUUCGGCUGAAGCGGGCAAUGGCAACAACACUAGCCGCAUCGCUUCGAAUGGUGGUGGAAAUGGCGCUGGCAGCGGUGUGGUCCUUUCUGAAAUAUCUGCACGAAGUGCCGGAACGGCGCUGCAGCCAAAUUUGGGGAAUAAUUCGAUGUCUAAUGGGACAACAAUGAUGGCAGCAGCAGCAGCCGGGGUGGGGGCGGGAGGAAGUGGCAUGUCACCACCACAGCCGGUGGGGGCGUCGGAACUGAAGAUUGCCCUCGAAGUGUUUGGGAAGCGGCAGAUCACAUCUGUUCAGCAGCUAGAGGAGGUGCGGGGCUCCAUCAUACACUACCAGCGUCACCCAGACGCGCAGGUGCGGCAGCAGUGCAGUACUUGUGUCGUGGAAGCACUCAGCCGCUGGACGUUGUACGCGAAGCAGCACCGCACCUCUACUUACUCCACCCGCGUCACAGAGAUCCUGGAGCUCUACCUUAAGCACGUGGUGAUGGAGUUGGACCCAAAGGUACGGCUUAUGGAAGUCACGCUGCUCGCAGACGCCGUGGAGCUGCGUUCAUUUCUGUUGGAGCAGCGGAUUCUUAAGACACUCAUGAGUUUCUUGCAUGACACCUCCCAUGUGCGUGAGAAAACGAUGGAACUCCUCAUCGCGCUGACGCAGGAACCACGCUCGGGACCCUCAGCGGAGUCACUACAGCGAAGCCUGUUGGUUGUUGUAGAGUCGUGCGUGGUGGCAUUGGAGUACUCCACUGACCCACGUAUACUCAUCCGUCACAUGUCUGAUUUGCAGACGCUCGCCAAGUUCAGCCUGGAGCCGCUGAUGGCGCACCUGCACCGCACCUUCAUUGCGUUUCGCAAGCAACUGGCUGAAGAGGUAAUGGCCGACGCUAUUGCGUUAUCGAUCCUCAAAGCCCUCUCAACUAUACUCGCCGCCUUUGCGAAUAACCGAGAGGUUAUGCUUCAGUACCAGGAAGAUGUGGUGGAGCUCUAUAUGCCAGUGGUGGGUAUUCUCCGCUCGAGCACAUCGACCUCGCUGAGUCAUGCCGCCAUUGGCGUGCUGGUGAAGAUGCACAUUAUAGGUGCCUCUCCGCAGGAGUGGAAUGCGCCACAGGUGCAUGAUCUGCUGCAGUCCAUCACAGCCGUCUACAUUGGUGCCACCAACAGCACGGAGGAGGAGCUGGAGCAGGUGCUUACGCUUUUUGGUCAACUAGGCGCUGUUGAUCCAUCUACAAAGCCUGAAGCUGUUGCAAAGAAGAAGGACGAUGAAGCGGCUAUUCAGGAUGAUGCCGAUUUGGAGUUGACGUACGACUACACUGUGAUCGUGUACCGUGAUUUAAGCCGUAUGAUAGACCUUAGUCUCUCUGAGACGGUAUGCAGGCAGGCUAUGCACACUCUGCUGCACCUUGUGCAAACCACAUCAGACAAGAAGGAACUUAUUGGUGGAGCCCACGCGGUGAAGGCAGUGCUGCAGAUUGUGAAGCGGGCAAACGACACUCCAUCGCUACGGAUAGAAGCCCUGCAUAUUAUGGCUGCCAUUACCUCCCUUCGACAUGAAAAAAUCUCCAAAACACUUCUCCCUGAAAUUGUAGUGCUGCUUGAGCAGCUGUGGCACACACACGAUCACGCCCUUUUCCGCGCUGUGUUAGAUGUUGUGAGUGCGCUGAAACCUGGCAAUCUAUCAGGGAAGGAGCAGUCGGAGGUAUGGCCGUGGUUGUACCCACGCCUUGUGGACGUAGCUCUUCAGGACCGUACUGAGUCGCGUGAGUUCUGUCUCCGUGUUGUGGGCAUUAUUUUUCACGCCAGCUACAUUCCCCCGCACUGCAUUUCCAUCCUAUUCCCGAUGCUCAUGCAGUUCGUGCAACAGUUCGAUCAACUUGUAGAGGUGCGUGCGCUGUCACUGUGUGUCUCGGUACACAUCGUGUGCGAUCUCAAGGCGGUGCAGCACCUCUCCUCGCUUCUGCAUGCCAUUCGCACCCUCACGCGUCACUGCGAGAUGAGUGAGGACCUUGGCCCACGCCUUUCCACGGCUAUGGUGCGAGACUCGCUCAAGGUGCUCGCUGCCCUCUACCCAAAUGGCAAAGCGACGGUACGUGCGUUGCGUGAGCGGCUGCGUGACGCGGAGGAGGCGGGAAGCCCAGACCCCAUCGACUCGUCCCGCAGUGGCAACGACCUAACUUCAAUGAGCGAGGAAGCGUCGGAGCUGCCGUACCUGCGCCAGUACCGUCAGCAGCACCAACGGGAACUUCGAUGUGGCAACCACUACCUCGACCAGCAAGAUGAUGAAGGCUAUGAGACGUACCCACAGGGGCAGCAGGACAUUACGCUAUUCAUGAAGCAUGUGGAGUUCGGGUUGCGAGCGAAGGACAACAAGUGGCGGGAGUGGUUGGCGGAAUUUCAGAAGAACAUCAUUGUGGUGUCGCCUCACCCAGUGUUCCGCAUGAUGGUGGAUCUCUUCGACAAGCAUGAGCCGUUGCGCCGAAAGCUAUUCCAUCCAUCCUUCAAGUGCUUCUAUGAAUCCCUUAACGCAGAGCACAUGAAGAAGGUGAAUGAGGUGCUCAAUCUUGCCCUUCGAUCAGCCGACAGUGAGGUGGUGUCAAAGUGUCUCGGCCUCGCUGACUACCUCGAUCACAACCCACCAAACAUCAAGGAGCCAGUGCUGUUGCAUCUGCGAAGCCUUGAGAGCAAUGAAACUGGAAUGCGUCCCACCACUCUUCCAUCGUCGUCAGAGCACCAGGGAAAGGUUGUCAGCGAAAACUACAGUUUGGAUUCAUUAUCAGUAUCACUGGGGUCACCAGAUGAAGAGCUGGUAACAAGAGAAGGAACAAUUCUCAUUGAUACAAAGGGCGCCAUUCCAAGCUUCACCAGCAAUGCACAGGGUGUGAGGAGCAGGAGUAAUAAUAACAACAACACCAAUAACAACGGCCUGAUAAGUGCAUUGCUCUCAGGUAAUGAAGAAGUCGAGGGAGACUUCCAUCCAGUGGCGUCCCCCAUAACGGCUAAGCCACGUUCUUCACUAGCCGCGUCGUGCACGCGUGCCCCGCCAAUCCCCAACACUGUGAAUCCACUAUUUGCCACGGAUAGUCUUGUGGAGGCGGCGCAGCGUACGCAUAUGUAUGACAAAGUGAUGAGCUACCUCGAGAACAAGAUGUUGCCUGUUUUCGAGAAGUAUCGCUAUAGGCGCCGUGUACCAAAAGAAGCGGUCCACGCCGUUGUGCUACCACUUGCGUGGAUGUACAGCAAGCGUGAGAUGCAAGACUCUGUCGUUGGUCUCUUCCGCGCUAUCCGGUACAAGAGUGAGGACGAGGAUGGCUUCAGCUACGAACUGUUGCAGUGGUGGGAUGUGGCACAGAGUGUCUAUGCCGCCAAGGUGCGGGACCUCAGUAAGAGCAGCUUGGUGGAUCUAGAAGGAUACGUGCGCACGCUCUGUUUGUGUGGGGAGUGGGAGAAGACGCUGGACUUCGUCAAAGCCGUCUGCCCACAGCUUGCGCAACCAUCGUCGACAAUUGCACAGUCCGGUGCCAUGGCAGCGUGGAUUCUUGGUGAAUGGGGGGACGUACGGCAGCUGACGGAGCGUGUUCCACUCAAGGAGAAGGGCAGCGCUGCACUGCGCCUCUUUUUUCAGAGUGCGGCGUACUUUCACGACGAGUUUUACCAAUUCCGCCGUGACACAGAUGCUGCUCCGCGGGUGGAGUUCCUUCACAACACCAUCACGCGUGCUAAAAUCGAAGUGGAUGAGAGCCUCAAGACGCUUCUUCCGCUCAGCUACGCCCACGCCUAUGAGAAUCUUACGUUGCUUCAACACUUUACUGAAAUGGAGGAGCAAAUUGCGUACGUGAAGUCAGAUUCGGUGAUAUUUCGCGAGCAGUUGGUAGACAGGUGGAAACGGCGAUUCGCCGCACUGAAACCGGACUCGCUGAUGCCUAGUCUGCGCUCACUCAUGGUACACUCCCUCGUGCUGCAGCCCAGUGAGAUGUCAGAGAUGAUUGUGAAUUUUUGUGAGCGCAUGGGAACAAACUACCCGCAGCUCUCUAAAUGGGCCAUGGCGUGGUUGCAGCAGGGACAGUUCCCGCGUGGUAGUCACCAUUACAAGAGCGAUCACAUGAAUCCCGAUGCUCCGCUAAGCUCUGAGCCAUCUGUGGCGAUUGUGUACAUUGGUCAGGUGUGGAGUGAGGGUCGACGACAGGAGGCGGUGCGCAUGAUGGAAAAAUUUCUUGAAGAGACGCGCCCACGCCUUGAGGAGACGCGUCCGCUCUGCUACGGAACUGCCCAACACCGGCUGGGCUCAUGGAAACAGGAUAUGCGCGCGGACUCCUUCUGGAAGAGUGAUCACCGGCAAGAAGUGCUACGGCACUUUCACGAGGCAAUACGCGCGAUGCCAGAAAGCUACGAGGUGUGGCAUAGUUGGGGUCUCAUGAACUAUCGCGUGCAGCAGCGCGAUCACUCCCUCACACCAGAAGAGCAGCACCUGUUUGUGGAAGCCGCGCAUCAGGGUUUUGUUGCAGCCAUUUGCCGCUGUGCAGGACCCUCCACCGCUCUUCCUGGUGUCAUGCGUUUACUGCAUCUAUGGGUUUUCCAUAAUGGCAUGUCGCUGCUAAAAGAGACGGUGGCCGAUAGCGUCUCGCGUAUCCCCACGGAUUACUGGGUGCAGGCUAUCCCGCAGCUGAUUGGCCACCUCAGCAAUAGCAGCCAUGAUGUACGUGAAGUGAUCAGCAUGAUUCUACGACAUCUGUGUGAAGUGCAUUCGCAGGCGGUGGUGUUUCCGCUACUGGUGGUGUUUAUGUCAGACGAUGGUUGUGGUGGUCCGCAGCUGCGCCGGCGUGAGCUUGCGCAGUCGAUAAUCAAGCACCUCCCAAAGCGUAUUCGUGCCGACGCAGAGCUUGUGGCGAAGUUGUUGAUUGACGUCUCUGCAAUUCCGAUUGAGAAGAUACGCGAGAACCUCAGCGCGGUGGCGACGGCAUGGAAUCCCAACGCGGAGUACGAAGAGGACCCGGAGGAGGUGCGGCGGCGGCUUAAGUCAGUGCUCGACAUCUUCAGCGCCCACCGCCGCCACAUGCUCUACACCGUUGGCGAUAUUGGACAGUAUGUGGAGAUGGUGCUCGACGAUGAGAAGCACGGCGACCGCGAGAAGGCAAGCAGUAUCGUUGGCCAGCUGGUGGACGAAAUCACGAAGCACAUUUCGGAAAAGUUGGGCAAGGAGCCACAGAAGGCGAUGGAGCCACUGUUGAAUCUCCGUAACCUCUGUAUUGCGGUGUUUGGCGAGUACGACAUUCAGUACACGAACUUCCCUACCAUUGCGUCGUUUAGCUCCAAGUUGGAUGUGAUUCCGUCCAAGAAACGGCCGCGGCGUAUUCGCCUUAGUGGGUCCAACGGCUGCAUGUAUACGUACUGCCUCAAGGGUAAUGAGGACAUUCGCAUGGAUGAGCGAGUCAUGCAGCUGUUUGGAAUGGUUAAUGUGCUGCUCAGUGAUGCGCACACACCGAGUAGCGCCUUCAUUCGCCGUUUCCCUGUUAUUCCGAUCAGUAACAACGUUGGCCUCCUCGGUUGGGUGGAGCACGCCAACACGAUCAACAACACCAUCUGCAUUCACCGCAGCACAAUCUCAAAGGUGCGCACACACCAAGAAUCCGCUGCGCUGCGCUCCUAUGUGGAAUCCUUCGGCAACUGGGAGAAACUGAGCAUGAUUCAACGCACAGAGGUGCUGGAGUACAUCAUGACGGAGCCGGAAUGCGAGGCUGUGGAUGUUGCACGUGCCAUGUGGCACCGCUCUAACACCGCCGAGCAGUGGCUUGAGCGCCGCACGGCCUACACACAGUCAUUGGCGACCAUGUCGAUGGUGGGCUACGUGAUGGGGCUUGGCGACCGCCACCUUGGCAACAUCCUCCUCUGUAUGUCUACUGGGAAAAUUGUGCACAUUGACUUUGGCGAUAGUUUUGAUGUCGGUCGGCUGCGCCACGUGCUGCCUGAGACGAUCCCGUUCCGCCUCACGCGGAUGCUGACCAACGCGAUGGAGGUGUUCGGCGUCAACGGCGUGUUCCGCGCGUCCUGUAACCGCACCCAGACGAUACUGCACAAGAACCGCGACAGCAUCAUGGCCCUCCUCUCGGCCUUCGUGCACGAUCCCAUUGUGCAGCACAAGGGGAAGAUGAAGAACAUGAUGGAGAAGAGCCGAACCCCGCAGGACAUUGCGGAGCGUAUUCGCAAUAAGCUGCGCGGGACAGAGAUGGCGGUUGAGGAUGAGGACCUGACGAUCUUCAACACGGUGCCAGAGAGUGCGCGUCGGCCGGAUCUGCUGUACAUGUCCAACGCCUUCAACGACGCGGCUCGGCGGCCCCUUGGCAAAUGCCUGACGACGCCACAGCAGGUGUCCAUGCUUAUUGACGAGGCCACGCGUGUGGAGAACUUUGCCGCACUGUACUUUGGCUGGGGUCCACUCUGGUGA